This is a messenger RNA of Ostertagia ostertagi, 672 nucleotides long. The record is from the annotation of a GenBank genome assembly. NCBI's taxonomy places the organism in Eukaryota, Metazoa, Nematoda, Chromadorea, Rhabditida, Trichostrongylidae.
AUGGCAUGCGACUUCGCGAUUGCGCGUUUUCGGUUUCUCCAGCGACUGCUUUUGGUGCACGGGCACUGGUGCUACGAUCGUCUCUCGCUGACGUUCCUCUACUUUUUGUACAAAAAUACGAACAACGUUUUCAUACUACUGUUUUUCCAAUUCUACAAUGGUUGGAGUGCGUCGUUCACCACUGACCCGGUCUAUUCAAUUUUGUACCCUAUCAUAUUUUCAAGUCUCCAACCGAUCAUCGUGGGUGUGAUCGACCAGGAUGCACCGGCCGAUGAGUUGCUGUCGAAUCCUGCGCUCUAUGCCCCAGGCCGGAGAGGAACGAAGUACACGUACCAACUUUUUGCCAUCAAUACCAUUGAUGGAAUCUGGCAGGCGGCCGUGACUUUCACUGGUCAGGAAUGUGGACUGUGGCUCUUCGGGUUUUACAUCGCAACUGGCAUGAUGUUCACCAACACAGCACAUCUCGCCGUGGAGGUGCGAUGUUGGAACGUUCCGUUGGCUACCGUAUUCGUUUUCUUCAUCGCUUUUCAUUUUGGUUUCUUCGCCAUAUACGGCCUCGUGGUCCAACCUCAAAUUCUCUUUGAUGCACCUGUGCACGUACCGAAUCAAGCCAUGAUGACACUGGAUUUCUGGCUUGUAAUGGCGAUCACCACAAUCAUAGCGAUAUUUCCA